Molecule: messenger RNA, 8936 nt
Organism: Salvelinus fontinalis (brook trout)
Lineage: Eukaryota; Metazoa; Chordata; Actinopteri; Salmoniformes; Salmonidae
Gene: nup210
Product: nucleoporin 210
Exons: 39
Coding region: 501-6167 (1888 amino acids)
Cellular component (GO): nuclear pore
Source: RefSeq, a predicted model, not a curated record
UUGCGACUUUGUAAAUGACGUCAACAGACUCCCAGCAUGCACGCUGCAGCUCCAAUUAUUUGUAAUGGCGGGUAUUUCUGCAUGUCCUGUGAAUUGUAUUUUUUGUCUAAAUUAAUUGAAUCGUUAAUUUAGACGUUAGUCGAAAGUCUACUGUAUAUUUUAUCUAAGAGUUUUGUAGGAAACUUGAAUUGAACGUGUACAUUUAGGGGAACAAGUGAAAUUAUCAUAGGCAUGCUGUCGCGGCUCUCCGUUAGUGUAAGGAAUUGAAACUAAGUAACGUUAGCCUAUCAAUGGUUCGAAUAUUUGCUGAAAUAAAUGGUUACAGUAGCAAUGUUAGUUUAAUCUAACGCGUACCUACCUACCUCUUGGUGGUCACUCACUGUCGGAAAUGUUAAUUGAGGAUCAAAGAAUGAUACAAUUAUUGAACUGUAGUAGGCUAUAACCUCUAACAAUUUGAAUUUUAUUUUUUUAUUAUAAUAUAAUCUAUCUGGCUUUCAAAAAUGGCGGUUUUUGCGUUGAUUUCACUAUCAGUGUUUUUGUUUUUGAUAUCAAGUUCAAUUCACACCACGUGUGCCUCAAAGUUGAAUAUCCCCAAAGUUUUAUUACCACUUGCCCGAAGCACUAGAAUAAACUUUACGCUGGAGGCAACUGAAGGCUGUUACAGAUGGUCUUCCACCAGACCGGAGGUGGCCAGCAUCGAGGCUGUGGAAGUUGACGUCAGCAGACUGUGUUCCCAGAGAGCCGUCCUCCAGGCCCGCUCCACCCAGCCUUCCAGACUCACCAGCAUCAUACUGGCUGAGGAUGUCGUAACGGGACAGGUACUGCGCUGUGACGCCAUCGUGGACAUCAUCAGUGAGAUCCAGAUAGUGUCCACCACCAGAGAGCUGCACCUGGAGGACUCGCCACUGGAACUGAAGAUCCACGCCCUGGACUCUGAGGGAAACACCUUCAGCACCCUAGCAAGCCUGGUGUUUGACUGGACCAUAGUGAAAGACGCAGACAUGGAUGGAUACCUUGACUCCUACAACUCAUUAAGGGUUCUUAAGUUCUCAGAGUCUACGUACACCCCCCCUGGUUACAUCUCUGAGAUGGAGAAAGUGGGGAAACAGGGAGAUAUCAUCUUGGUGUCAGGACUGAAAACGGGCCACGCUAAGCUCAAGGCCAAAAUCCAAGAAUCUCUCUAUAAGGAUGUGGGUGCAGCAGAGGUGAAACUGCUGAUUCUGGAGAACAUCCUACUGAGCCCUGCACAUGAUGUCUACCUGCUGGUGGGCACAUCCAUCCAAUACAAGGUCCAGAAGAUCAGGCAGGGAAAGAUCACAGAGUUAUCCAUGCCCUGUGACCAAUAUGAGCUGCACCUCAAGAACAGUGUGGCUGGGCCUGAUGGAAACCAAGAGCUGGCAGUGGCUAGUCUGGACCAGAGCACCUCCACUGUCAAUGGCCUGCACCUGGGACAAAUCAACGUGGUGCUGGAUCACAAGAGCCUUCGCAUGCAAGGGGUGUCUCGUCUGCCCAACGGGACUCUGUAUGUGGUGGAACCAGGCUACUUGGGAUUUAAGAUUAAUCCUGGAGAGAGCUGGGUCCUGGAAACUGGACGAGUGUAUAAUAUCCUCAUCGAAGUGUUUGACAAGUCAAGCAAUAGGAUUUACUUAUCUGAUAACAUUCGGAUCGAAGCUGCCUUCCCAGAGGAGUACUUUGAGAUUCUGGAGUCGUCCCUGAAUGGCUCCUACCACCGUGUCAAGGCUUUGAAAAACGGGCUAACACUAAUUGAAGCUGUGCUCAAAUCGGUGGUGGAUCAAAAUGGAAGAAUCCAUGAGCUGGCCAACACAGUCCAUAAUGAACAGGAUGUCGAAAUCUACAAUCCCAUAGUCCUCAGUCCCAGUAUCCUCACGUUUCCAUGGCAGCCCAAGGUUGGAGCCUACCAGUACACAAUACAGGCAGCAGGAGGCAGUGGGAAUUUCAGCUGGUCCUCCUCUAACCUAGCCGUUGCCACAGUGACAGUCAAAGGAGUGAUGACGACCGUCAGUGACAUCGGCGUCAGUGUGGUGUACGCCCAUGAUGUACGCAACCCAAUGCACUAUGGCGUGAUGAAGGUGUAUGUGGUAGAGCCCGUGGGGAUGGACUUCUCUCCCUGCCCGGUGGAGGCACGUGUGGGGCUGGUGCUGGAGCUGCCCCUCCGGAUCUUUGGCUUGCUAGGGGAGGGGGGAAAGUGGGGAGUGGAGCAGCGGGUGAUGCUGAGCGACUGCAGUCACUUUGACCUGCAGGUGGAGGAGGAGACCCAGGGAGUGUUCCAGCUGCUGGAGGGUAGGCUGGCUCCAGGGCAGGACCACUGCAGUGGGGUACGGGCCCAGGCUCUUGCCCCAGGAUACACAACCCUGACGGUCAGCUACACCCAUGGCAACGUCCACCUCAGCACCAAGAUCACCAUUGCUGCCUACCCACCACUCAGAGCUGUGGAUCCUGCCUCUGUUGCCUUGGUGACCCUGGGCUCCUCUAAGGACAUGCUUUUUGAGGGCGGGCCCAAGCCCUGGGUCCUAGAACCCUCCAAGUUCUUCCGGAACCUAAAGGCUGAGGAUGAGAACAGUGUUAGCCUGGCUCUGACCGGGCCCACCUCCCGCAGCUACCUCCGACACUGGGUCAGAGCCACCUGUAGAGCCCUGGGAGAACAGGUAUUGGCACUUACUGUGGGGAACCAGCCUAGUCUGACCAAUCCCUAUCCUGCGGUGGAGCCAGCAGUGGUGAUGUUUGUGUGCGCCCCUCCCUCUCGCCUCACCUUGGUCCCUGUGUACACAAGUCCCCAACUGGACCUUACCUGCCCUCUGCUGCAGCAGAACAAACAACUGGUGCCUGUCUCGAACUACCGCAACCCUGUGCUGGACCUGGCUGCCUUUGACCAGCAAGGCAGGAAGUUUGACAACUUCAGCUCUCUGAGUAUCGUCUGGGAGUCGACCAAGGUGUCCCUGGCCAGUAUCGAACCCACCAUGCCAAUGGAGCUGGAAUUACUGCAGGACAGCAACAAACAGAAGAAACUUCAUGGUCGUCAGAUGGUCCUUGUCCACCACCAAUCUGGGACUGCUGCUAUCACAGUAACAGCUCUGAGUUACCAGGUCCCCCACCUCAAGGCUGCUAAGGUCCUCAGUCCGUUUGACCCGCUGACCCCUGUCUCAGCCACUCUGGAACUCCUAUUGGUGGAAGACGUAACCGUCAGUCCUGAAGCUGUCACCAUAUACAACCACCCUGACGUGCGGGCUGACCUAGCCCUGAGGGAGGGCUCUGGGUAUUUCUUUGUCAACACCAGCGUUGGAGGGAUAGCAGAUGUGGUGUACCAGGAGGCCCAGGGUUCUGCUGAGGUGCAUCCAGUCCAGCCGGGGACAGUGCAGGUGAUGGUUCAUGACCUCUGCCUGGCCUUCCCGGCCCCUGCUACGGCUACGGUCCACAUCUCGGACAUCCUGGAGGUUUAUGUCCGAGUGGUUGACAAGGUGGAGAUUGGUAAAUCUGUGAAAGCCCAUGUCAGGGUUCUGGAUGACAACAAGAAGCCCUUUUUGGCCAAAUAUUUCCGCUUUUUGAAUCUGAAACUCAGUGCAGCGUCCGGUAUCAUCUCUCUGCAAGCACUUUCAGAUCCCUCCGAGAAGGACACGGCAAUCUUCCUGGUCAAAGGCUUAGCAAUUGGACAGACGAGCGUGUCUGCUAUGCUAGUAGACAAAACUGGAAGAAAGAUUGCAUCUGCUCCUCAGCAAAUCGAGGUGUUCCCACCAUUCAAACUGAUCCCCAGGAAAAUGACUCUGAUAAUCGGAGCCAUGAUGCAGAUCACAUCCGAGGGCGGCCCACAGCCCCAGUCCAACAUCCUCUUCUCCAUGGCCAAUGAGGAGAUGGCAUCUGUCAACGACAUGGGUCAUGUCAGGGGCGUUGCCAUUGGCAACGUCACGGUUACAGGACUGGUUCAAGCUGUCGAUGCCGAGACUGGGAAGCUUGUUGUUGUCUCUCAGGAUCAAGUAGAGGUCGAAGUUGUGCAAUUGAGGGCCAUUCGCAUCCGGGCCCCUAUCACCAGAAUGAAGACUGGGACACGGAUGCCUGUGUAUGUGAUAGGGCUUACCAGCAGUCAGACCCCCUUCUCCUUUGGCAACACCCUGCCUGGCCUCACCUUCCAUUGGUCCACCACCAAGAGAGACAUCCUGGACCUCCAAUCACGACAUGCCGAGGCCUCUUUUCAGCUCCAGUCAGAGCAUAACUUUGCUAUGAGCGUAACAGGGAAGACUAAAGGAAGGACAGGGCUGAAGGUGGUGCUCAAAGUCAACGACCCAAAGGCUGGACAACUGGAGAGGAAGCUACUAGAGCUCAGUGAUGAACUUCAGAUCCAGGUUUAUGACAAGCUGCACAUGCUUAAUCCAGCUGUGGAGGCUGAGGAGAUACUGAUGGCUCCCAACUCUGGGCUCACACUCCAGACUAACCGGGAUGGUGUGGUUGCUCUCUCCUACCGGGUGCUGGACUGUCCCAACCAGGCUACCAUUGUCCAGGUGGAUGAGAAGGGCCUCUUGUCCUCUGGCUCGCUCACUGGCUCCUCCUCCCUGCUGGUGACCUCACAGGAAACCUUCGGUGUCAAUCAAACCCUGGUCCUCGCAGUGAAGGUGGCCCCAGUGUCGUACCUGCGUUUCAGCACCAGUCCAGUCAUCAACAACCCUUCCAGGGACAGCCUGUCUGCUAUUCCUCUGGGCAUGGUGCUUACUUUCACUGUUCACCUCCAUGCGAACACUGGAGAGGUCCUUCACAGCCACAACUCCCUGCUCACGUUCACCACCAACAGGGAUGACCUGGUGCAGAUGGGCCGGGGCCCGGGUAACAACACCCUGACGGUGCGGACAGUCAACGUGGGCCUCACCCUGCUGGCCGUGUGGGACGAGGAGCAGGCAGGCAUGGCUGACUACCUGGCGCUGCCCGUUCAGCACGCCAUCCACCCCGAGGACGCCACGAGGCUGGUGGUGGGAGACGUGGUCUGCUUCAGCGCCCAACUCCUCAGCCCCCAAGGUGUCCCGGGUACCUGGAGCUCCUCAUCCACUGGCGUGCUGCAGGUAGACUCUAAAAUGGGCGUGGCCGUGGCAAGAGACGCAGGCACCACCACUGUCUACUAUGAGAUCCCUGGGCUGCUGAAGACCUACAGAGAGGUGGUGGUGGAGGGGGCCACCAGGACAGCGGUGAUGGCUCACCCUGCAGCGGUGAGGGGGGACAGGAUACUGCUCACUACCAGAGAGACGGGAACCAACCUCGUAGGCUCCUGCUCCUCUGCCCAGACCGCCUCCAUCGCCCUGCUGCACCCAGAGACCUCCGUCAGCUGCCGUCUGAGCUUCACCAGCGACGCCGUCGACUUCUCCGCCCAUGACGUCUACCUCACACACAUCAGCUUCGACCCCAGCACCGGCUUCUACUCCUGCUCUCUGACCCUGCAGUCUCUGAGUGACCAGCAGACACGGGUGCUGAGCCUGUCCAUGACCAGCCUGUUGGUGAGGGCCGGGGUGGAGGGCAGUGCCUUCUCUGGGGAGCAGGUCAGUGCCAGGCUGCCCGUGGAGACAGGCCUGUAUUCUGACCAGACAGAGCUGCUGCUCAGCAACCUGCAGCCCGACGCAGAGCUCACUGUCUACGGCCCUACCGCAGCACUCGGCAGCCUGGAGGUGUCGUCCAGCUCUCCGUCCAUCUCAAUCCAGGAGAGAGAAGUGUUCCACGGCUUCCCCAGUUACUCUAAGUACACGGUCAGUGUGGUGGACCCCCAGGCUGCAGCCUCAGCCUCCAUGUCCAUAACCAGCUCAUCCACUGGCCAGAUCCUCGUCAUCCCAGUCACCGUCAUCCACGUGACUGAUCCCAGCACCACAAUGCAAGCUGCUGCUUCCGUGGUUGCCAUGGAGGGAUCCCAUUUCCUGCAGGCCUUCAUAGACUCUUACCAGAUGAUGUUCUUCACCAUCUUCGCGCUACUGGCUGGCACCGCCAUCAUCAUCAUCGUGUGCCAUGCGCUGUUCUCUCAGAGGGACUUAGCGCCUCACCCAGCCUUCAUUCAGAGGACACCGUCCCCUUCAGGUUUUGCCUCACCCGUCUCAAACUCCUUCACCAACAACAUGACCUCCCCGGACACAAGGAGCAGCCACAAACUACGACUCUUCUCCCCAGACUACAACUCCCGGUAGGGAUCCCUACAGUACCUACCCCAGCUUCUGACAACACCCCAGGCCUGAACUCUACAUGGGAUUGGGCAGUGGUGCCUUUGUCACUCAGAGGAGAAUGGCAGAGAAUCUUACUGCUUAAUUCGGUCAUAUGUCAUAUACAGUAUUCAAAAGUAUGUGAAGUUUGUUUUAAAAAAGGGGCAAACUCAUACAAAGUUGCAUUUUCAUUUAGUCAUGCAUUGAUGUCAAUGGGAGACUAAGUGAACGUUUGACUUAAACGGAAGUUAUGAUUUGCCCCAAAAUGUGCACUUCAAUUAGGACUGAAAACGGACUUUAAGCAAUAUGAAGUCAACAGGGCUAUCUGUGUGUGUGUGUGUGUGUGUGUGUGUGUGUGUGUGUGUGUGUGUGUGUGUGUGUGUGUGUGUGUGUGUGUGUUCUCAAUUGGGUAAAAGUCUGUCCUCUCCUCGACGACUCCUCUCCAACAUGACUCGGAAACCGAUAAGUGGUCGCCACAUGUAGGAGGGUGUAAAUUCGUGAACUGAGAAGUUUGAUCGUCUCCUUGAUACGCUACUUAUCUGUUAUCUAUAAAAUGUCUGGCGCAACCAGCAACAUUUAUUUUUACCACGUAACACAUAUUUUGGUAUUCCUCCUCUGCAAAUGUAAUUUGCCUUAUGAUGCGCAAGUGGAGAAGUCUCAUUUCAUACAAGCACAUUUGUUUGCACGUUUCCUGGAGUCCCUUUGACCAUUUUCAAAAAGAGGCGAGGAGAGGAUGGAGGAAAGGAUGCUAGGAGUCGAGCAACACCAAUUGAGAAUCUCCCGGUGUGUAUGUGAAGCAAGGCACAAACCAUCCCUGCCCCAACUGCAACAAGAUUUGUAGGUCACGGAUUGGCCUGAUCAGCCAUCUCCGGCCCCAUGACCAGUCAGACCAUGUGUGAAUCAUGGUGUGUGUUUUUGUGUGUGAAGCAUGGUACAUUUAAACUAGUUUGCUUUUUUGUUUUUGUACUCUGUUUUCAGUAUUUGUAGUUAUACCGUGUUAUGUUUGAUUUCAUACCAAUACUUAACUGUUGCAGCCUCUUAAAAUUAACUAAUUUAUACUCCCAUUUUGCUUUUCACAUUUAAUAGUUUUGCUUUUCAAAAAUGUACUUCUAAGCUUGAAGAUAUGUGUUGUUGAUCAAGAAUUGUUGCUUUGAAACUCAGGAAUUUGACAAACUACUCUCCUGGAUGGCCUAGUUGUCAGCAGCAAGUGAUAACGCGAAGAUGCUGAUUUCAGGUUAUGUUUAAAUGUUAUUUUGGGGGAAAUGUAGCAUAUUGAUUUUGUGAAGUAUAACCACUGAAUCCGUCCAUUUUGUUAGUGUGCAUAUUAAUGACAUACCACCUAUGUUCAAACGCAGGAUAUGGUCAGUCUGUAUGUUCACUUUGAAGACGUUCUUGUUUUGAGACUCGGUUGUAUUUAACCAUUUUUUAAACGCUUUGGUCAGUACAGUGCUUAUUGAGCCUAAAGAAAGGCAGCUCUUCUGUCAAUCACCAAUGUGAAAUAGUUUGGAAAUGUGAACCAUGUUUCAGUUUUUCAUUAUAUACCGAACCAAAAUAUAAACGCAACAUGCAACAAUUUCAAAGAUUCUACUGAGUUACAGUUCAUGUAAGGAGAUCAGUCAAUUGAAAUGAAUUCAUUAGGCCCUAAUCUAUGGAUUUCACAUGACUGGGAAUACAGAUAUGCUUCUGUCGGUCAAAGAUGCCUUACAAAAAAUGGGCCUCACAAUGGGCUUCAGGAUCUCGUCCCGGUGUUUCUGUGCGUUCAAAUUGCCAUCGAUAAAAUGCAGCUUAUGCCUGCCCAUACCAUAACCCCACCGCCACCAUGGGCACUCUGUCCACAACGUUCACAUCAGCAAACCGCUCGCCCACAAGAUGCCAUACACGUGGUCUGCGGUUGUGAGGCCGGUUGGACGUACUGCCAAAUUCUCUAAAACGACGUUGGAAGCAGUUUAUGGUAGAGAAAUUAACGUUCAAUUCUCUGGCAACAGCUCUGGUGGACAUUCCUGCAGUCAGCAUGCCAAUUGCAUGCUCCCUCAACUUGAGAUAUCUUUGGCAUUGUGUUGCGUGACAACUGCACAUUUUGAAGUGGCCUUUUAUUGUCCCCAGCACACGGUGCACCUGUGUAACGAUCAUGCUGUUUAAUCAGCCUCUUGAUAUGCCACACCUGUCAGGUGGGUGGAUUAUCUUGGCAAAGGAGAAAUGCUCACUAACAGGGAUGUAAAUAAAUUUGUGCACAUUUUGAGAAAUAAGCUUUUUGUGCAUAUGGAAAAUUUCUGCAAUCUUUUUUUUCAGCUCAUGAAACAUGGGACCAACCACUUUACAGGUUGCGUUUAUAUAUUUGUUCAGUGUACAAUCCCUUCAGUAUCUUAUCAUCCGAAGUGAACUAGCAAUGUUGUAAAUUACCUAUGUAUUACGAGGCAUAUGUUCAUGUACUGUAUGUAUGCGCCGAAGGCCUUGAAGCAAGCUCUGAUAAGUUAUUAUUGAGGCCUAUUGAGACUGCACUGCAAUUUUUUGGAAGAAUAAUCACUAUUUUGGUAUUUGGAGAAAGAAAGCUGUGAAACUUUCAAGGUGAUUUAUGUUGAAUGCUUUCAGUCUUAAUGUGCAGACAGUGUAUUAUUCCCCUGCUUUCCUUGUGUUUUAAGCGUCUUGCCUUACUCAUCUCACAGCAGUGCUAUGCAGCGAAGGGGAAGUACUAGAAUUGCCGUCCGGCGUGAGUGUUUGUGAGAUCAUUGCUGAAUAAUAAACAUUUUACUUUUCAAA